Symbiodinium pilosum is the source of this 645-nucleotide messenger RNA. The record is from the annotation of a GenBank genome assembly. NCBI's taxonomy places the organism in Eukaryota, Dinophyceae, Suessiales, Symbiodiniaceae.
AUGGGCGGCAUUCUGAGGGGUGGGCGCUGUUUUGAUGCGCAGAUCCACCCACCAAUGAAUUCGCCUGUCUUUGCAGCGGCGCAAAGGUUGGGCUGCGAAAAGCUGCCGAGCUUUGCCAAAGAGGACGCUUGCAUCGACAUCGCCUCCUCCAAGGAUUCCAAGGACUCGCAGGCCUCAGAUGCGACAGUGCCAGGAGAUCCCGGCAGGCCGCCUGUUAAUGCUGGCGGCGGUGCUAAGUCUGCAGGUGCCCAGCCACCGAAGCAGGCAGCAGAGGGAAGGGCCUCCGGGGAUAUCUUCACCGCGCCGCUGGUGAGCGAGCUGCAGGAAGUUCCAGACCCCGCUGAGGGCAGCAGGCCCAAGAAGCGGAUCCGGUCUGUGGCUCCUGCAGUGGAGGGGGACUCCUUCGUGGCGCGAGGCCAGGCUCCAAAAGCCAGGAAGGAGUACAGCGCAUGGACCGAGGGCGAAGAGCAGCGCUUGCUUGAAGGUUUCAAGAAGUAUGGCAAGCAGUGGAGCAUGAUCUCCAAGUGCUGCGGCUUGCGCCACAGGAACGGUAUGCAGAUCAAAGACAAGUGGCGCAUCCUCAAGAAGAAUGGCCUCGUGCAUGACCCAGAUGACGACGGGGAGGAGGAGGGUUCGCCGUCUUGA